AUCACAUCGCCAUCCUGCCCUUCUCUCUGCUUUCAUGUCAUUUCCAGAAAUCCCCGAGCUUGGAGCUUAGCGUUCCCGUCGCGUCGGGGACUGAGGGAACGGGCUAGGCGCCUGAGAAAGAUACACUCAAAUCGAGACUCCCCCGCUCAGCGGAAAGGUUACCUAGCGCACAUCGGCUAGUACUUACCCAGAUAUACUUCCUGUCAAUAAGACGACGUCUUGGAUGGUCGGCGGGACGGGAGCUGGCGACACAUGAGACGACUCUUCCUGCAGCCGCUCAUGGCGCCUGCUUUCGAGUACAGCAGCCGUUGUUCCAAGUGACCAGCCGGCCUCGUUUCUCCUCGUUAACGGUCAUCAGCGCCCGCUCCGCGGCUCCGCCUAGGCCGUCGUACGUCUCCUAGAACGCGUCCCACGUUUUUUAGGUCGUUUCGCCAGGUUCGCCAGGAUCGCCGGAUUCGCCAGUUUCGCCUUCGCUAGGUUCGCCGGGUUAGCAAGGGUCGUCAGACGCCAAUAUGGAAGCGACGGCGUCGACGUACCCUCCCCCGCCGCCCUACUACAAGCUCUACGCCAACUAUGACCCGGACUCAGGCUCAGGCGGCCCGGCCCCGCCUCCUGCCAUCACAGGCGAAUACGUGUCGUUCGGAGCCCCUUACAACAGUGAUGCAGCGGGGCUGCAUGCUCUCCUCUCCCUUCCCUCCUUCUCCUUCUCCUUCUCCUUCUCCUUCUCCUCCCCCGCGCGCUCUGCACGGCAGACGGAGGAUCGCCUGCCCAGCCUGGAGGAGCAAGGCGUGCGGCAGCUCUUCCCCUCGGCCAAGAACAUCAACACACGGGCAGAGCUCAAGGCACUGGGGAGGGAGCUAGGCCUGCUCGUAUUGGAGCUAGCAGAUGUGCUUGUGGAGCGACCCUCUCAGGCAGGGCGGUGUGUGGAGGACAUCUCUCUGCUCUUCACUAACCUGCACUACCUGCUCAACUCGCUCAGACCGCACCAGGCACGUGCCACGCUGGCACACAUGCUGAAGACGCAGCUGGAGAUGCGGAAGCUGUCACUCCAAGGGAUCAAGGAGCAGCGCCGGGCGGUGUGGGAGGUGCUGAAGCUGGCAGUGGGCGAGGUGGAGGAGGCCACCCAAGGGGAACCUGGCGGUGGGGCGAGCAGCAAGGGUGAUGUAGAGUGCAUGGAGGUGGAGGGAGGGGGAGGCAGCAAGCAAUGAGGAACAGUGGAGGGGGAAACAAGGGGGGGAGAUGGAGGUGGGGCUUGCCGUAAGAUUGAUGCACGGUGCACGGAGGGAGGUGGAGGGAGGGGGGUGGAGCGGACAAUGAGCGGGAGAGAGCAGUGCGAGGCGGUGUGCAAUGUGCUGCAGCUGGCAGUGGGUGACGUGGAAGAGGCACCAGGAGAGGGCGAUGGCGGUAUUGCGGGGGAGCAUAUUGAGGGAGCAAUACCGCCAGCAAUUCCGAGGGAGGGGGAUGGCGGUACUGCUAGGAAGGGUGAUGCGGGGUGCGUGGGAGUUAAGAGAGGGGGUGCGUGAACAUAUCGAGUGGGAGGGAGAGAGGCGUUUCCCUUCUCCGGGCAACAAGGGAGGGAGACAGGUUGGGUGGGAGCAGCAAGGGUGAUGUGCGGUGCAAGGGAGUGGAGAGUGCGGAUGACAAUAAGGUGGGGAGAGCAACAGCGGGUGGUAUGGGAUGCACUAAAUCUAGCAGUGUGGGGGGGGGGGGGGGGGGGGGGGGGGGGGGGGGGGGGGGGGGGGAGGGGGGCUGCUUGAGGUGCUCAUGAGGGACAUAAGAGGGAUCAAGGUCGCCCUUGGUAUUACACAACAGUGGGCGGGGUGGGAGGUGGAGGUGGCCCUGGUACUUGAGACUGGGUAUCAACGAGAGGGGCGAUGGAGGAGGGCACAGUGAAUGGUGGGGAGGGAGGUGGAGACAGGGGGAGUCAGCACGUAAUCGAGUUUCAAGUGAACGUGUAGCUAAGCAUGUUCACAAACACGUAUUCUUGUGCCGGGUUUUCUGGAGAUUUUGACAGUUAUCUUCUUCCCCUGUACGGAACUGUAAAAAACAAGCACCUUAUUC
Molecule: messenger RNA, 2061 nt
Organism: Closterium sp. NIES-67
Lineage: Eukaryota; Viridiplantae; Streptophyta; Zygnematophyceae; Desmidiales; Closteriaceae
Source: the annotation of a GenBank genome assembly